CUCUCUCUCUCUCUCUCUCUCUAACUCUAUCUCUGCCUUGUCGCUGUUAAUAAUCGUAAUAGUGUUUCAGAGACAGUAGAAGAAGAAAGCUUCUUCCUUUUUUUUUGUAUCCAUUGGGGCAUUUUCGGAUCUCUAAGUUCUUACCAAAAGUACUGUUGUGAUCUUGGAAGCUAGAAAUGGAGAAACGGAAGAGAGAAUCAUCUGAGAGAAGCUUUGGUGAAUCAGAAGAGUCUGUGUCUUCACUAUCCGAGAAGAAGGAUUCUGAAAUUCAACCUGAGAGUACAAUGGAGUCUCAUGAUGAUGAUGAGAUACAACAAUCACCAACGGUUUCUUUGGAAGUCGAAACUGAAAAUGAAGAUUUGAAAGAUAGCAUGAGGACUUUAACCGAGAAACUUUCAGCUGCUCUUGCUAAUGUGAGUGCUAAAGAUGAUCUGGUGAAGCAACAUGUCAAAGUCGCAGAAGAAGCUGUCGCUGGGUGGGAGAAAGCUGAAAAUGAAGUGGUUGAGUUGAAGGAGAAGCUCGAGGCUGGUGAUGAUAAGAACAGAGUGUUGGAAGAUAGAGUAAGCCAUCUCGAUGGAGCUCUUAAGGAGUGUGUUAGACAGUUAAGGCAAGCAAGAGAUGAACAAGAACAGAGAAUUCAAGAUGCUGUGAUUGAGAGAACCCAGGAGUUGCAGUCUUCUAAAACCAGCCUUGAGAACCAGAUUCUUGAAACUGCAACCAAGUCUGAGGAGCUUAGCCAAAUGGCGGAAUCUGUGGCUAAGGAAAACGUGAUGCUUAGACACGAGCUUCUUGCGCGAUGCGAAGAGCUAGAGAUCAGAACGAUUGAGAGAGAUUUGAGCACCCAAGCAGCUGAAACAGCUAGCAAGCAGCAGUUAGAUAGCAUAAAGAAAGUGGCGAAACUUGAGGCUGAGUGCAGGAAGCUUCGGAUGUUGGCUAAGUCAUCAGCUUCGUUUAACGAUCAUCGAUCUACAGAUAGUCAUUCUGAUGGAGGGGAACGAAUGGAUGUGAGUUGCUCUGAUUCAUGGGCAUCAUCCACAUUGAUUGAAAAGAGAAGCCUUCAGGGAACUUCCUCUUCCAUUGAACUUGAUCUCAUGGGUGAUUUUCUUGAGAUGGAACGUCUUGUAGCAUUGCCUGAGACACCAGAUGGGAACGGUAAGAGUGGACCUGAAGCAGUUACAGAAGAGGCUGUUGUUCAUUCAGAGAACUCGUUGGCUGCUGAAAUAGAAGUAUUGACUUCUCGAACUAAGGAGCUUGAAGAGAAGUUGGAAAAGUUAGAAGCUGAGAAACAUGAGCUCGAAAAGGAAGUUAAAUGUAACAGAGAAGAGGCUGUUGUUCAUGUAGAGAACUCGUUGGCUGCUGAAAUAGAAGUACUGACAUCUCGAACUAAGGAACUUGAAGAGAAGUUGGAAAAGUUAGAAGCGGAGAAAAAUAAGCUCGAAAAUGAAUUUAAAUGUAACAGAGAAGAGGCUGUUGUUCACAUAGAGAACUCGUUGGCUGCUGAAAUAGAAGUAUUGACUUCUCGAACAAAGGAACUUGAAGAACAGUUGGAGAAGUUAGAAGCGGAGAAAGAUGAGCUCGAAAGUGAAGUUAAAUGUAACAGAGAAGAGGCUGUUGCUCACGUAGAGAACUGGUUGGCUGCUGAAAUAGAUGUAUUGACUUGCCGAAUUAAGCAACUUGAGGAAAAGUUAUCGAAGUUGGAAGCAGAGAAAGAUGAGCUCAAAUGUGAAGUUAGAUGUAACAGAGAAGUGGAGAGCACAUUGAGAUUUGAGCUCGAAGCUAUUGCUUGUGAUAAAAUGGAGCUGGAAAAUAAGUUGGAGAAGUUGGAGGUUGAGAAAGCUGAGCUGCAAAUAUCUUUUGACAUAAUCAAAGAUAAGUAUAAAGAAUCUCAAGUUUGUUUGCAAGAAAUUGAGACGAAGUUGGAGGAGAUACAAACGGAGAUAAGAAUGGCUAACGAACUAAAAGCAGAAGUAGAAUCUCAAAUCAUCGCUAUGGAAGAUGAGGCAAAGACUAAAUCCACAAAGAUCAAAUCUUUGGAAGAAGAAAUGAGAAAGGAGAGGAUUGAUUUUGAUGAGCUUAGGAGAAAAUGUGAGGCUCUAGAAGAAGAGAUCUCUCUCCAUAAAGAGAACUCAAUCAAGAGUGAAAAUAAAGAACCCAAGAUCAAACAGGAAGACAUAGAAACAGCUGCAGGGAAACUUGCGAAUUGUCAGAAAACAAUUGCUUCAUUGGGCAAACAGCUUCAAUCUCUUGCGACACUUGAAGAUUUCUUAACCGAUACACCGAGUAUUCCAAUGGCUGCAAAUGGUGUAAGCAGCAGCCUAGAGAGUUGGAAGGUUCACAAGAACGAAACUUUCAUGGCGAGAAAUCAACCCGAGUCAAUCAAAUCAACCAAGGAAACAUCUCCGUGUUCCUCUUCUUCCGCGGCUGCUGCUGUUUCAAUGCCAGUUUCAACGAACCGAGGGAGUUCUGAGAAGAAUCGCAAUGGAUUUGCAACAGUAUUCACAAGAAGUAAAGACGGUAUCCAUCUAGCAAUUUAGCAUAACUUUGGCAGUAGGCAAAGAGACUAUCUCUUAGGUUUAAAAGGAUCGUUUUUAACAACCACUUUGUUCCUUUUUCCAGAUUUUGAAUCCUUAGUAGUUUAAAAGAUAAUCUCUAGUGUAAUGCUGCAGGGAUAUUCCAUAAAAGAAGUUUCUAAAAAUUUCAUCUU
Molecule: messenger RNA, 2704 nt
Organism: Arabidopsis lyrata subsp. lyrata
Lineage: Eukaryota; Viridiplantae; Streptophyta; Magnoliopsida; Brassicales; Brassicaceae
Product: filament-like plant protein 1
Exons: 5
Coding region: 177-2534 (785 amino acids)
Source: RefSeq, a predicted model, not a curated record